AUGGCUGCCAUGGCUCCCAAUGCCCUCUGCCUGCUGACACCUCCGCUCGCCUCUCUUCCCCUCUCGCCUCUGCCCUCUGCCCUCCUCUCCUCACCUCCCACGCCCACCCUCUUCUGCCCGCCAUGCCCACUCUGCCCACUCUUGCACGCACUGCGUGACUGCGCAGCCAGUGCUACUCUAGUCAUCUGCCCCGGCCCUGCGCCUGCGCAGCAGAUGACUGCCAUCAACCCAUCUCCACCUCCCCAUGCACGACACACCACCCUCACAACUUUCGCCUCCGCAACGCCUCGUGCGAUCUCUCAACACAACCUUUUCUUCUCCCAAUACUCUAACCCCCCCCCCAUCUCUCGAUGCUGCGAACUCUUCAGGCAUGUGCCUGCAAGUGUCUCAUGCCUCGCUUCGCCUCUUGCUGAGCGCCUCACGCCUUGCUUCUCCCAAUCCGUCACCCCCGGCAGACUGAUCUGGACUCUUGCUCAGGCCAGCCCGCCCAAUCCGGGCUUUCGGCCUCAGCGACGCCGGCCUCUAUCCGUUCCACAAACUCGUGCUCAAAUAUUUUUCUCCCGUUGUCAAUGGCUUGCGCAAACCAUUCCAGAGCGUCCUCCAUCCACUAUGGCCGCCCCCCCUCCCUCCCUCCCUCCUAGGGCAAGCGAGAUAAGAACGCUCGGCCCACGCAACCGCGCCCCUACCAGCCCAGGCAACCAGCAACCGUCCACCAAACCGUUCCAGCUGCCCUCACGCCCCCCAUGCCCUCCCCAUGCCCCCUCCGGACGAAUCACCACCCUGCCCUCAACUGCAAGUCACUUGCACGCCUGUAUCCAACACGAGCACGAGCACGAGCACGAGCAGCCUGCAUGCACUCCUCCCAUCCAAACUAUAAUACAUACGCGUUCAGAGACAGCCCCCACGCUUCUCCUCUUUGCCUAG
Molecule: messenger RNA, 924 nt
Organism: Bipolaris oryzae ATCC 44560
Lineage: Eukaryota; Fungi; Ascomycota; Dothideomycetes; Pleosporales; Pleosporaceae
Exons: 2
Coding region: 1-924 (307 amino acids)
Source: RefSeq, a predicted model, not a curated record